GGGGAAGGCACAGGAAGUACGAGCGCUUAAGGCGGCGGGCGUCAUCAUCUCCAUCACCUCUCCUGCGGCGGGGGAGACGAGAAUCUAUCUCGGCUGACAAAAUGCUCUCUUGAAGGCAAGUCUUGUCGUGCCUAGGGUAGGAAAGAAGAUGCGUAUUUUCCGUUCUCGCGGAUUGCCGAAGUUUUCAACCACCAAGGAAAGGAGGGUGGUGGCAUCUGACGCGAUGUUAAGCAGUCUGUGCUGUUGAAUAAGGAGGGGCAGAUCUUGAAUACAGCUGCCUGCUUUUUUGCACACAUGCUCACCAUUUAAUAUUGGAUCCUUUAUCUGGAAGAAUCUAGUGGGCUUUUUUUGUUUUGUUUUGUCGCUCCUCAACAUUCAGACUGUUAGGAGCAAUACAUCUUUUGGGGAAAGUAUCUCUGGAGCCUGGCCAUAUGUGUUGAGUGAGUAGAAGAACUUAGUGAGAAAUUAUAUGAUUAUUAGGUUGUUAAACCUACAGCGAUAAACUUGUGGGAAACUGCAUGUGAGAAACCGCAUGUGGCUGGCUGCUACUUGUUCUGGUUGUGAGGUUGGAUUAUUGUAUGCCGAAUCAAAAAUCUAGACUACAAAUUGUCCCUAUCCACGCCUUUCUUAGCAUCGUUGCUGACGCAUAGCAGCGAAGUCACACUUUUGUACAGUUUUUCUUUUAGACCAUAACAGCAGACACAACAACUGCUUAAUUUUUUUCUGAAUAUUUUUAAAAUAGUUUUUUAACUAAAAAGGGCAAAUAUGUCCUUUUUUAACUUCCGUAAAAUCUUCAAGUUGGGAGGUGAAAAGAAAAAGAAACAGUAUGAGCAUGUCAAGAGAGAUUUGAAUCCAGAGGACUUUUGGGAAAUCAUAGGAGAAUUGGGUGAUGGUGCUUUUGGCAAAGUAUUUAAGGCUCAGAACAAAGAAACAAAAGUCCUUGCUGCUGCAAAGGUCAUUGAUACUAAAUCCGAAGAAGAACUUGAAGACUAUAUGGUUGAAAUUGAUAUCUUAGCAUCCUGUGAUCAUCCUAAUAUUGUCAAAUUGCUAGAUGCUUUUUAUUAUGAAAAUAAUCUUUGGAUCCUCAUUGAGUUCUGUGCUGGUGGUGCAGUUGAUGCAGUAAUGUUGGAACUGGAAAGACCGCUGACAGAGCCACAGAUCAGAGUAGUUUGCAGGCAGACUCUUGAUGCGCUGCAUUAUCUGCAUGAAAACAAGAUCAUUCACCGAGAUCUGAAAGCUGGCAAUAUUCUUUUCACUUUGGAUGGAGAUAUCAAACUAGCGGAUUUUGGAGUAUCAGCUAAAAAUACACGUACAAUCCAGAGACGAGAUUCUUUCAUUGGCACUCCAUAUUGGAUGGCUCCUGAAGUGGUCAUGUGUGAGACAUCUAAAGACAGACCUUAUGAUUAUAAAGCUGAUGUUUGGUCUUUAGGUGUCACUUUAAUAGAAAUGGCUGAAAUAGAACCACCUCAUCAUGAAUUGAAUCCAAUGCGUGUUCUGCUGAAAAUAGCGAAGUCUGAACCACCUUCGUUGGCACUACCUUCAAAAUGGUCUGCUGAUUUUAAGGAUUUCUUAAAGAAAUGUUUGGAAAAGAAUGUCGAUGCCAGAUGGAACAUUGCUGAACUUCUGCAGCACCCAUUUGUUACAGUAACUUCCAAUAAACCAAUCAGAGAGCUGAUUGCAGAAGCAAAGGCUGAAGUCACUGAAGAAGUAGAGGAUGGAAAAGAUGAAGAUGAAGAGGAGGAAUCCGAAAAUUCUCUACAAUUACCUGCCAAUAAGCGAGCGUCAUCUGACCUCAGUAUUGCCAGCUCGGAAGAGGAUAAGCUUUCACAGAAUGCAUCUAUUCUGGAAUCUGUUUCGGAGAGACUAGAGCAUUCAUCCAUGGAAGACACAAUUGAAAAAGAAAAGAUAAGUAUGGAGCCUGGCAGAAAUAAAGAUGAAGUAUUCACAGAAAACACAAGUGAUGCCAAGCAGAGCCAUACUGAAAAAGGAGAGAAUGAAUUAGCAUUACAAUAUGCAGUUGAAGAAGCAAAAAAGAGCAAAAAUGCGGAUCAAAAUGUAAUAUUGAAUGAAGACACUAUAGCACAAAAAGAAGAAAAGGAAAGCAAUACAGUAUUAUCUAUAAUAAAUGUCAAGCCUGAUCUAAAAACAGAAAAAGAAAAUGCUUUGUCAAAUGAAUUAUCAGUUGAGAACAGAAAUAAAAUUAGUCUUGAAAUUGAAGCUAGCAGUGCAGAAAUUAGAGAAACAAUUUCCAAGGAGGCUGAUAUGCAAGAAGAAAAGCAAAGUUUCAUAGUUAUCCAGGAAAACAAAGCCAUGGAGGAAAUGUCAACAGAAAAAAGUAAAGCAAUUAAGGAAUUACAAGGAAAUGAAAAAUGUGAAGAUGAUGUUCUGAAAGAAAUUGAAAAGCAGAAAUAUGAAGCAAAUGCCAAUAUGGAGAUGACAGAUAUAGAGGGAUCGUUUGAUAAACAGCAGAAACAAAUAAAAGACAAUACCAGUAGUGCUCAAGAGGGAGGUAUUACUACCAAGGUUCAGAUCACAGAUUCAGUUAAAGUGAUUGAAAACAGCCAACAGCCAACAGUGUAUACUUCUGAGGAUGCUCAGGGACAAAUUACUUCUGAACCAACUUUUACUCAGAAUGAUGUGGAUAUUGAUCAGCAACAGAUAGUGGGAGAUUAUGAUGAUUCUAACCAGAGAAACACAACAAAGGAAACUGUGGUCAACAUUGCAGAAAAAAUGGAGGUCAUGAAACAGAAGCCAGGAUUGAAUGAUGCUAUACAUGCUGAAAAACAAAAGAAAACUGAAGAAAUCGACACAAAAGAUGAGGUUUAUGUUGUGCAACCUGGUGAUAAAUUAGAGAUCAGAGCUGAAGAAAACUACAAGAAUAAUUUUCAAAUAAGCACAGAUCCUGAGGUGGUUUCCAGUGAUUUACCUAUUAAAAAUCACCUUGGAGAUAGUGCAGUGAAACAACCUCUUGAACAUGAGGCAUCUCCAGUACCAAGUAUUAAUGUUAGCUGUGUAGAAAAUGAGACGGAAAAUAAAUCAAAGAAUCAGAAUAAUAUUGAACAUACACAAUAUCUUGAUCCUGAGUCUAUUAAAGAAAAUGAUACAGAUUCAGGCACUGGUUCUGCAGCUGAUAACAGCAGCAUUGAUUUAAAUUUGUCAAUUUCCAACUUCCUCACUAAAAACAAAGAUAGUGGAUCAAUAUCUUUACAAGAAACCAAAAGACAUAAGAAGACUUUAAAGAAAACUCGGAAAUUCAUUAUUGAUGGUGUAGAAGUAAGUGUGACUACUUCAAAAAUAGUCACUGACAGUGAUUCUAAAAGUGAAGAACUUCGGUAUCUUCGCCGUCAAGAAUUACGGGAGCUACGCCUUCUCCAAAAAGAAGAACAACGAGCUCAGCAGCAACUCAGUCAUAAGCUAUUACAACAACGAGAACAGAUGUUUAGGCGCUUUGAACAGGAAAUGACAAGCAAGAAGCGGCAAUUUGACCAGGAAAUUGAAAACCUAGAAAAACAGCAAAAACAGACAAUAGAGCGCUUAGAACAGGAACAUACAAAUCGUUUACGUGAUGAAGCUAAGCGCAUCAAAGCAGAACAAGAAAAAGAAUUAUCCAAGUUUCAAAACAUGUUGAAAAACAAAAAGAAAGAGGUUUUUAAUGAAGUGGAGAAAGCACCAAAAGAGCUGAGAAAAGAGCUCAUGAAACGCAAGAAAGAGGAGCUUACUCAAACCCAGCAUGCUCAGCCAUAUGCCUUCAUGAAGCAAUUUGCUUGUAAAACCUACAAAUACAUCAAAUGGAUUUUAGAGAAAUUACUGAUUUGGAGAGGAAGAAUUAAAUUUAACAAGUCAUUAAGUGAGCAAGAGUUUGUGCAGAAACAACAACAAGAACUGGAUGCAUCAUUAAAAAAAAUAAUUCAGCAGCAGAAAGUAGAGCUGGCAACCAUUGAACGAGAUUGUCUUAAUAACAAGCAGCAACUCAUGAGAGCCAGGGAAGCUGCAAUAUGGGAACUUGAAGAGCGACACUUGCAAGAAAAACAUCAGCUGCUGAAACAGCAGCUGAAGGAUCAGUACUUCAUGCAGAGACACCAGCUGCUUAAACGGCAUGAAAAAGAAACUGAGCAAAUGCAGAGAUACAACCAACGACUGAUUGAAGAGUUGAAAAACAAACAUACUCAGGAAAAAGCUCGGUUGCCCAAAAUCCAGCGUAGUGAAGCCAAAACAAGAAUGGCCAUGUUUAAGAAAAGCCUCAGAAUUAACUCUUCAAGCACUCCAGACCAAGAUCGUGAAAAGAUCAAGCAGUUUGCUGUUCAAGAAGAAAAGAGGCAAAAAAAUGAAAGAUUGGCUCAACUUCAGAAACAUGAAAAUCAAAUGCGAGAUCUUCAAUUGCAAUGUGAAGCUAACAUUAGAGAAUUACAUCAGCUGCAGAAUGAGAAAUGCCAUCUACUGGUCGAACAUGAGACUCAAAAAUUAAAAGAGUUGGAUGAAGAACAUAGCCAAGAGCUUAAAGAAUGGAGAGAGAAACUAAGACCAAGGAAGAAGACAUUAGAAGAGGAAUUUGCCCGGAAACUUCAAGAACAAGAAGUUUUCUUUAAAAUGUCUGGAGAAUCUGAAUGCCUUAAUCCUUCAACUCAAAGCCGGAUUUCUAAAUUCUACCCAAUUCCUAGCCUGCAUUCCACAGGAUCAUAACAGUUGAACCUCUGUGAGGUGGCUUUCAGUGUGCUGUUGACAUUGGCAGUUUACCAUAUUCUGUUUCUGUAUUUACACUCACACUAAUACACAACACACAACAUAUCAAACUUCUGCUUUCAGCAGAGACAAUCAAGGAUGUUAGACUUUUCUUUCUUUGCUUUUGCUUUCUUUUGUUUAAAUGCUGGAAAACAAUUGAAAUUAGAAGCACAGAGGUGUUCUUAAAACAGAAUAUGGUAUAAUGUGUUUCAGAAAUAGAUACCUGUUUGAAAACUGAUCUAAAAACUAUAUAUCCAAUAUAUUUGCACUGGGAAGAAAGCCUAACCAUUUAAUGAUCAUCUGCAAUGUCCCAAGAAUCAAAGAUGAUUCUUAGACAAAGUCAGUACUGCUAAUUCAACCAAAUCUUGUUUAUGAGGCAGCAGCUCUCCAGCCUCAUUUUAUUCAGUGCCUGAAACAAUUAAACAUACUGCUCUUUUAUAAAAGAUUUGUGAUUAUCACAUGGUAAGCUGUUGAUGUUAAUAUCUGUUGCUGUUAUAGUGACAGUGUUUGUCAAAUCCUUAAACUGAGCAUUCCCACUCAACUUUAAAAUGUACAGUUUAUAGUCUCUCCCCUCCUCUUUUAAAUUUUCUAUUUGGCUUUUAAUAUUCUACAAAAUGAAUUGAAAUUGUAGAAUUUAUAUCUUUUUAAAAGAGGGGAAAUGCAUUAAUUUUCACUCCCCCUGCAGCUCUGCAUGAUCACAUGAAAAGCAGAGUUAGAUGAUCAGAGCAGCAUUAUCAGAUUUCAAUGCUGCAAAGUCUUUGACUGCCCUUGUACUUACAAAUUAAUGUUUUGAUUUCCGGAUAUGAAUAAUCUUUUUGUAAAAUUUCAGUAUGUACAUUGAGCGAAGGAUUUACGUUAAGUACUAAAACAAUUUAAUCUGCUACUUCAUUUGCUAAGAAGUAAGUAGAUAGUUUAUUUCUAAAAUUCAUAGCUCCACUGUAAUUUAUUUUUUUAUAUUUCUAUCAGCGGGAGAUUUAUCUUCAUUCAGUAAGACAAGCUUUUCAAUACUGAAGCAUAUCAAAAACUAUUGCUUUUGAUAUGCCAAAAUUAAGUUUGUAAUAUAAAUGUCCUCAAUAGCGCAAUCCUUUAAUAGGUAAUUUUGGAUUAUCAUCCAAACGUUUUCAUAGUUUGCUAUCUUUCAUUAAAGGCAAAAUUGGUUACCUUUUAUACAAAGGAAACAGAUUUUAAAAAAAAUACAAACUGCCUUAAUGGAAAUGUGACCAAUACUUUGGCUACUGAAUUCAGAUGCUGAGUUUGAUUUUAUUCGGUUGUUCAAUUGCUUCAAUAUUAUAAGUAUAGGCUGAAGAUGCAUAUUUUCAGUUAAAUUCUGUUCAUCGGAAAUAAUAAUUUGCUUGCAACGUAUAGCUAGCCUUAAUAUCUGAUAUCUUAUUUUAUAAAUAUGUAAUGUGUACCAGGUUGUAAAUUCCUUUAUAUGUUACUAGAGUGUUAUGUUUGCUGUAUUGCAUCCUAAAAACCUUUUGCAGAAUUGCAUAGAUGAAAGAACACCUAUCAACUUUUACGUUUUUUUUAAAAACUUCACCUUGUGAAACAACUAGUACUGACUGUAACAUUAAAUUCUCUCUGUUUAAUCAACAUAUAAGUCUGCUUUAAAAAAAUCUAAAGUCCAUUGACUCCUUUGAGGAAUGUUUUAUUUCUGUAUUCAUUUUUCUUAUUUGGGUUUAUUUUUUCAGUCAUUUCUUGUUGUUAAUACAUCUGUUUUUUGGAGAUAAAACAAACAAACCUGAGUUUGUUCAGAAUCAAAUAAUUGGACAGCAUGAUUAAGGCAGAAUUCUGAAAUGUACAAAUGGAGGCAUUGUUUGCUAAUCUGAAUGGUUUUCCUUUUGGUGUGUGGUGUUUUGUGGGAAUUUAUUAAAUACCAUCUGUAUGUAGAACUAGGUAAUCAACAUUUGGAAUACAUUAAUUAAUACUGCUUGGUAUUUUCCCAUGUUAACGGUUAUCUGUGGUGGAACUUUCCUCUUAGGAGCUUUAUUUCAAUAUAGUUACAAUUUCAUGACAUAAAUUGGGUUUGAGAUCCAUUGACCCUCAUAAUGGUCUUCGGUUAUCUAUUUCAGGUCUUCAUUGACAAUUGUUUCUUUGACAUCAUGACAGGAAACCUGGCUUGGAUAUGGGUCAACUUGGACCCAUAGUUUCCUAUUCUAAUUUGAAAAGUUUUCUAUUUUUCAGUUACAGUGCUCUUAUUCUAUUGGAACAUAAUAUCAAAUUGGCUAUAUGAUCCAACCAGCGGAAGAACAACUCACUAAUACCUCAAGAAAUAUGAUUGUUGGAUGACAGAAUAAAAAGCCUAAAUAAUUGUUGCCUAUGAUUCAACUCUGUCAGCUUCUCUAUAUUCAGUUAUUAUUCUGCUCUACAUUUUGUGAUCUUUUUGUGGUAAGGCUAAUGCAUGAUAUAUAAAAGCCUGUAAAAUUCACACAAUUUUAGAAAUUGAAUUAAGGGCUUCAAGGAUACUUUUAAUAAUAAAGAAUUCUUUCAGAAAGAAACAUCAAGUGACAUAUCUCAUUAUGAAUAUAUUUACAUAAGGAAAUAUUUAGCAAGAUAUUUUCUAAUAUGUUCUCAUUUUAUUGUAUGCUGCCUCAUUGGUUUAAGUGGUUACACCAGUUGGAAGGAAUAACUUGAUAUUCUGUCUAUCAGUAAUCAUAAUUCUGUCAGUAUAUCCCUUUCUUCAUCAGAUAACAUGACAUAUUAUGGAUGGUGCUCUUAUAUAAUAUCUGAAGAAUAAAUAUGCAGAACUCCAUUGCAAAGUAUAGGUUUAUACAAGAGAAAAAUGUCAUAUUCUUCAUGGGCCUGUAGCUUUGGCAUACCAAUCCUUAAGCAAAAAGGCAUGGUGAGUUUCUAACACAAAAUAGACACAAUGUGGGUAUGUUACUACAAGUGUAUUUUUGAUCAUAUCAUUAGUUUCAUAAAUCUAUACAGCAUUGAUGCUUCCUGUUGAGAUUAAUAUUGUCAAAGCAACAUUUUAAAAAUCAUUUUUAAAAACUGAUUUCAGUUUUAUUGUGUCAAAGGAAUAAAAUUGAGUUAGCCAGAUACUGAAGCUUUAACAUCAUACAAAAUAAGCCAACUUAUUCUGUAUGAUGAUCAAUUCAAAUAUUGAUUUUAUUUAUAUUGUAACUAGUGAAAUAUAUUCAUGAAUAUAGUUCAUGAGCAGGUGAUUUGGUGUAGUCAUUAAGGCAUCAGGUUAGAAACUGAGGCACAAAGCCAGCUGGGCCAAUCGCUGUCAGCCCUAAGAAGGAGACGGUGGCAAAUAACUUUUGAAAACCUGAUAAGAAAACUGCAGGGAUUAAUGUAAGAAGUUGACAGGAUUCAACACUGACUCAAAGGCGCACACACACACACACACACACACACGCACACCUGUAUUCAAUGUUGAAUACAGGUGUGAAUUCAAUAGGGUGAUAUCAGUUGUGAUAAAUAUAAGAAUCUCUGUAUAGAAAAGAAUCAGAUAGGAGACACUGAAAUAUUGGUUUGGAAGAAAAAUUCAGGAGAAGAAUCAAGAAGUACUAAUGUACCUGCAACUGAAUAUGAGUGCUAAACAAAGUGCUAAAAUGCUUAUCCUAUCUUGGACUGAAACAGAUUUCAUACAGGCUAUGGAGAGUAAUUGUUCCAUUGUAUAUUGUACUACCAUACAAUAUACAUUUAGAUUAUCCCAUUUCUGGGCAUUACAUUCUUGAAAGGAUGAGAGAAGCUGGAACAAUUUGCUACUAGGGUACUAAAAAUUGUCUGAUUGGGCCAAUUAGGAAGAAUUAGGAAGAAUUUCUCAUCAACAAAAAACACAUAGAACAAUCUGCCAAGAACAGAAAGAAAUGAUGCUGUCUUGGAGUUGGCUAGCAACCUGUUAGGGGAAUUAAUCAGAUUCUGGCAUUGAGUAGGGUGCGUGUGUGGCUGCUAUAAUGAAAUCCCUUCCAGUUCAUAGUUUCUGUGUCUCAAUGACAAGUUGUUAGUUUUGCCUCACUAAGAAUGAUGAAAUCUCUCAGCUCAAUCAUCAUAGGUAUAAGGGGGGGAAAACCCAUAUGUGCCACUGUACAUUCCCAGAUAACAAGUUGGAAUGGCGGUACCAUACAUAAUAAACGGUUAUUAAGCUCU
Thamnophis sirtalis is the source of this 8817-nucleotide messenger RNA. It is a transcript of the gene SLK, whose product is annotated as STE20 like kinase. The record is from RefSeq and is a predicted model, not a curated record. Lineage: Eukaryota; Metazoa; Chordata; Lepidosauria; Squamata; Natricidae. Gene Ontology annotation, molecular function: protein serine/threonine kinase activity; ATP binding; protein binding. Gene Ontology annotation, biological process: protein phosphorylation.